CAACCAAAAACCCCCUGAAACCAUGGAUGAUGAUACCUUGGCUUUAAUCCUUGGCGGAUGCAAAUCCGCAAAAGACCUUGAAUCAAACCUAUCCAGUUUGGGGAACCAGCCAGAGCUGCUUUCCGAGUCUAUAGAUGCCAUUAUUAAGAGUUUUUCAGCUGCUAAAGGUCGGCUAAUAAAUGUUCAUCAUCACAUGUUGUCUUCCCAACAACAAGAUCCAAGUUUACAGCAGUGGCUAAGAUAUGGUAUGGCGACACAGGCAACGAACGUGGUUCAUCAACAGCAAGCUAUGAUGGGCGUCCAGCAGGACAGUGGAGGAGAUCAGAUUCAGGCCAUUUUGGAUGGGUCAGAGUCUGGUAAAGCGUUGGCGGUGUCGACGUCGUCGCAACGUCAACCACGAAGAAGGAAGGAUGAUGAUGAUGAAAAGAGGACGAUCAGAAUACCGGCUCCUCAGGUGGGUAACACCGAUCUUCCUCCCGAUGAUAACUUCACUUGGAGAAAGUAUGGACAGAAAGAUAUACUUGGCUCUCUUCAUCCUAGAUUGUUUCCAAUGGAACUAACCCUGGGUGGAGCAGCGGGUCCCUCCUCCUCCUCCGCCGUUCAAUAUGGCAGAGAGGUUGAUCAUCACUAUCCGGCCGUGGCAGAUAUGGCUGAUGCAAUGUUCAAUUCUGGUAGCAGUAGCAGCAAUAGCAUGGAGUUCAUAUUUCCUUUUCCGGAAGACAAGUGGGAGGCAGCACCUGGCGACAAGAAAACUUCUGGUUGACUGCUCUGCCACCUGCUCCAUCAACCACAUAGUUAGCUAGUCUAGCUUGUUAAUUUAAUUAGAGUACUAUGUUUAACUAAUUAAUUAAUUAAUUAAUC
This is a messenger RNA of Rubroshorea leprosula, 861 nucleotides long. The record is from the annotation of a GenBank genome assembly. Lineage: Eukaryota; Viridiplantae; Streptophyta; Magnoliopsida; Malvales; Dipterocarpaceae.